GUUGGUUCACCUGGCCAUUAUCCACUGUGUCCCAACUGUAGCACUCUGCUGCAUCGCUCAGCUACCCAGGGAGGUGCUGGAGAUCCAGAAUGAUCUUUUCCAGACCCCACUCCACCUUGCUGUGUACUUGGAGCAGCCCAGUGUGAUCCAGGCAUUGAUCCACAAGGGAGUGAACCCUGGUCUGCAGGACCGCAAUGGCAACACCCCUCUGCACCUAGCCUGUGAGCAGCAGCACCUGCAGUGUGCCCAGCAGCUGCUGCAGGGCACAGCCCUACCAGAGGGCACAGCUGAACCCCAUGAGCACCACCAGGACCUGCAGCUCCAGAACUGGCAAGGCUUGGCCUGUCUGCACAUCAGCACCUUGAAGGGGAACAUCCCGAUGAUGUCUCUGCUGCUGGAGAGCGGUGCCAACAUUGAUGUUCGGGAGGGCACGAGUGGGAAGACCCCCUUGCACCUGGCCGUGGAGUGCCACAACCGCAGGGCUGUCCAGUUCCUGCUGCGCAAUGGGGCGUACGUGGAUGCCCAGAUGUACAACGGGUGCACCCCACUCCACCUGGCCGUGGGCCGCAAGGAUGCUGCCAUCGCCGCCAUCCUCUCACACUCCGGCGCUGACACCCUGCUGAGGAACAUGGAGAAUGAGACAGCCCAGGACCUGGCUGAUGGCAACGAUGAUCUCCUCGCCUUGUUGCCCUUUGAUGACCUGAAGAUCUCAGGGAAGCCUGUUGUGUGCUCUGAAUGAGCAACUGGACUCCUUUGGCCCGUUGGGCUGCCUCCUUGCUCUGUGCUGCUGCCCUGCUGCCUGCUGGGACCUUGCCUGCCUGCAGUUCAAUGGGAGCAGAGACACUUUGGGAGACUUAUCCCCACCCCUCUCCUCCUUGGAAAAGUUUUGUUGGCCUCAGACUGCCUUCCGAGAGGGAAGAAGGUGGAAUUAUGAGCACUACACAGGGGAGGCUUUUUUCUUUUAGUAUCUGUGCACUGCAGCAGGACUGAAUUUCCCCUCCCUGCCGUGGGUCUCUAGCAUACCCAGGGAAGGAGCAGAAGACUCCUUUUCACACUGUAGGGUGGACAGAGCAUUCUUUGACACCCCCAAAUGCUAUCAGAAUCAGCGUGGGGUGAGGAGAGUUAACACUCACUCUAAUAAACAUUUGUUGUUGC
Messenger RNA from Acanthisitta chloris (rifleman), 1155 nucleotides. Its product is annotated as NF-kappa-B inhibitor epsilon-like. The record is from RefSeq and is a predicted model, not a curated record. Gene Ontology annotation, molecular function: protein binding. The annotation marks the transcript as partial. The transcript is spliced from 5 exons. Lineage: Eukaryota; Metazoa; Chordata; Aves; Passeriformes; Acanthisittidae.